Fimicolochytrium jonesii is the source of this 2779-nucleotide messenger RNA. RefSeq lists its product as uncharacterized. Lineage: Eukaryota; Fungi; Chytridiomycota; Chytridiomycetes; Spizellomycetales; Powellomycetaceae. The record is from RefSeq and is a predicted model, not a curated record. The transcript is spliced from 2 exons. Gene Ontology annotation, biological process: silent mating-type cassette heterochromatin formation. Gene Ontology annotation, cellular component: SHREC complex; rDNA heterochromatin. The coding region runs from base 172 to 2499 and encodes 775 amino acids.
GCUCCGGUGACAGGGGGACAUUUGGGACCUGAUCUGGGACCAAUCUGGGACCUUCCGAAAUUGAAAGACAACGGCUCGUCGGACCACAUUCUCACGGGAACCUCCUAUAUCGCUGCAUACGUAUACCACCGGCUGCCGCAGGCGAAGAUACGGCACACAUUUCCUCUUUCUAUGCUUCAAGUCGAACGUUUUUUCCACUUUCACCGGCACUUAAAAGAACAGGCCACACCAGUCAAAAUGUCCCCGCGCACCGUCCUCAGCCUUAUCCCACCUCCAAGCUUCUCUGACGGGGACUCUUCCACGCAUCCGUCGCCCGUCACCGGCGUCAACGCAUCCACGCUACGGAACUUUCUCAAAAAGUGUGGGCCGACGCUGAAAGCCAUAUACGAGGCUAAUCCCUCCAAAUGCCCUCUGACUGCGAGGAACGGGGCAGAUCGGAAGGUGGUGUUUUCGGCAGAUGCCGCUUUGGAGAGCUUACCCCGGGGCUAUGUGAUGAUUACGAUCCCCCGACAAAACACUACUACGCCCAAGGCGGGGGAUUCCUAUGUGUGGGGGCACCCAAGCGGAAUCAAGUUUCGGAGCGUGUCAGAGUUCUUACCCCAUCUGACAUGGCUCGCAACCAGCGAAACCCAUCAGGCUUCUGAAUGUGAAUGCAAGCCGUGCAUGUCAUGGAUAAGGGGCUCUACACCUAGGGUACGGAAGCGCACAAGCGAAACACCCGGAGAGUCGUCAAUCGGCGGCUCAAAGAAACCGAGAUUGAGUCAUCUCGGAAACAACACGAGUCCGAUUGUCGUUUCGGACACUGAAUCGGAGGCAGGGCCAGUUCCGUCGGAUCGGGUGCCAGCGGCUGGAUCUGCAUUAGCUGUCGCUUUUGCACAACGGAUGGCGAAAGAAGCGAAGGGAGUGAAGAAAUCGCCAACGAAACAAAGAACGCAGAGUGCCCUUCCCAGCGAAUCAAAACUCGCCCGCCCGAUCAGCCAGUCUGUUGGGUUCAAUCAACCAAUGAAGCACAGCAGAACGUUGAUCGACCCGAUCCAAGUGGAGGGACCGAAGCAGAGGCCAAACGCAUCGACGCGGACCGAGACCCUCUCUCCUGAUCUCGACGAUCCAUUAGAUUCGGCAUCAUUGUCUUCGUCUCCGGUCCUCCUAACGAAGGCCGCGAAAAUCAUGGAACGCACCCCAGCAAUUCACAGAGCAUCACUAACGGAAAGGAUACCCAGGAACGUCUAUGACAAAAUGAAAACGCAACAUCGGGAAGAGCUCAAGAAUUUCGUUCCAUCUUUCCGGACCGAGCCUUACUACCGCUUCGGCGACAUUGUAUGGAUCCAAACAUACCUGCAGCUGUCGUCUAGGGAGCCGAAUGUGCGGAUCCACAGUGGGGAUGAAGCGGUUGAUAUGGAUAUCAGUUGUUUGCAGGAUACAUUGUCCUACUGGCCCGCCGUCAUCAAUUCAGUCUAUACCACGACUGGCACAUCGGCGAAAGAUUCACGGGAACCCUUACGGAGGUUUUGGGCUACACCGAUUUUUGUUCAUGAAGACGAUACAGACGAUGAGACGCACCAGGUUGGCGAUGGUCCCAAACUGAAUGCUGGACUUCAAAUGAUCGCGACGCACCACUAUCCGAAUCCGCGCUCGCUUAUAAAAUGGGAUGGUCGAGGUUAUUCGGUGCGCCUCCUAAACACAACAAAACAGUUUACCGUCUUAGAGUCCCAAAUCGUCCCCUUUUCAGGCUACAUUCUCCCCCGCCAAUUUCGUCUCGACUAUGACUUGCUGGACAAGCUCGCGCAGCCUAACAACAAGAUCCUCAACGACCCAGUACUCGCAAUAUACCUCACCGCGGCAAACAAAGCAUACCACCAUGCCCGAAGCACCCUGGCGAUGUUAAGCCCCGCCCCACGCUUCAUGCCCAAUUUUCCAGGCUCGCUGCCCGACCACCUGACGUGGGACUAUAUGCAGCUCGGCGCCGAGCAUGUGCGCGUAUACGACCUCGUUCGCGUGCAUAUACCGCACCUAGCGACCGACGCGCGCAGCGAAGCCGAGUCCAAAUCGGGUGAGAAGACAAACACAGCACCGCCAGCACCGACACCCGCAAUCAACUUCCGCGUCGCCCGGGUCGAGCGCAUCAACUUUACACCGGACACCCACCCGCCCGUCAUCACAUUCAUCGUCCGCGUCCUACGCCCCGUCCGCGCCCGGCUACCGAACGACGCCAACCACCCCACCUUGUGCAGAAGCAAGAGCGGCGAUUGGGUUAUUUACGUCGUUGACGCUGCCGCGAAAGCUCUCGCCGCCGAGGUUAAGAGUGCGAUCAACGGUGGUGAGGCGCAUAGGAACGCUUCGCCUGCGACAGCGCCGACGACGGAGAAAGGCGUAUUUACGGUUGAGGUCCCCCAUAUUGUGGGGAGGUAUUAUCCCGUAAUGGGUGGGAGGGAUGGGUGGGUUGGCCCGAGGAAGUUGCCGGGGUUGGAUGUAGGACGUGCGGAGGUUGAGUUGGUUUAGGGGUUUGACUACCAUUGGUGGUGCUCUCGAUUGCGAUGGUUUUUGGGCUCGGGAGGAAAAUCGAUGGGGUUGCGCAAGGAAAUCCGUGGCUGAAACUACGGGAACGAGUGCACCUUGACCCCCUGACCCGGAUUGAGCCGGAAAACGGUGUACAGUAUGUGAACAUAAACCUAGAUACACCAGUGAUUGAGUCAGUGUCCGUGCGCAACUGCGGCGGCUGGGGCAAGGGGCUGUCCAAGCUCGGACGCGUGUAUCCAGCUUUAUGUUCACAUACUGUACA